CUCCGCGCCGCUCGGAUCCGCCUCCGGAGGCGCCCGCUCGCCUGGGCGCCUCGCAUCCCGAGGAGGAGAUGCUCGGCCCGGUAGGACCCCUCUCCCCGUCCCCGCACCCUUUGCCCUUCUCUGGGUCCCCGGGCCGGACCGGGAGAAGGGACCAGCCCGGCGGAGGCGCCCGCUUUGGCCGGCGGACAAAGGCGCGCGUGCCUCUGCGCGCGUGCAGAGGGCCCCGGCUCCGGAAGGAGUGGGAAGAGCCGGGGAAAGCGAGUCGUCCCCCGCAAGGCGAGACCCAAAACCUCUCCUUAUACCGAGUCAGGCCAUGGUCUGUGUAGCUCAGUAUUGUCGACACGGGCCGGCAGCAGCUCUGCCGGGGUUCAAGAGGAGACCUUUCCCAACCCAAUUUUUAAAUUUUAUUUAUAAAUUAUAGCCCUUCACCAAGGGCGUUGCCGGGAUUUUUGUUAGGGGGGCAGAAGCUCAGAUUUGUAUUGAUUUGUAUUGAUUUAGGGGGGCAGCUGCCCCCGUAGCCCCCCUUCACCCGAAGAUCUCAGGGCAGAUCACAGCAUAAAAGCCCUUCUACAUGCCCAGCAGGUGUGCUCCCCCACUGAGCUAUGGUCACUCACUCUCUGAGCCAGACCAUCGCUUCAUUUAUUUUUUUAUUUACAGUGGUACUUUAGGUUAGAGACGCUUCAGGUUAGAGACGUUUCAGGUUACAGACUCCGCUAACCCAGAAAUAGUACCCCAGGUUAAGAACUUUGCUUCAGGAUGAGAACAGAAAUCGCGCAGCGGCAGCGGGGAACCCCAUUAGCUAAAGUGGUGCUUCAGGUUAAGAACAGUUUCAGGUUAAGAACGGAUCUCCAGAAUGAAUUAAGUUCUUAACCCGAGGUACCACUGUAUUAGAUUAAUAUACAGCCCUUGGUCAAAAGAUCUCGGAGCAAUUCAUAAGAUGAAAACACAAAGUAGCUCUGGACUUUUAAAAGGGUAAGAGUUUUGGGAAAUAAUCCAUAACGAAUUGAAAAAAAUGUUUAGAAGUACUUUCUCCCAAAAAAACAGAGUCCUUUUUGUUGUGGUUAAUUCAGACGGAAAUUCUCAGGUGUCAAAAAAGGUUAUUUAUAUAUGCCACUACUGUAGUCCGUGUUUUGUUAGCCCCCAAAUGGAAAACGAGUGAGAUCCCAACCAAAGAAGAAUGGCAAAUUAAAUUGAUGGAAUAUUUGCAGCUUGCGGACCUAACUUAUAGAAUAAAAGAACAAGAAGAACAUUCGUUUAAAGAAGUUUGGGAAAUGUUUAUUGAAUAUAUGGGGGGAAACUGUGUACACUUGAAAACGUUGGCAACAUUAAGGUAAAUUAAACAGUGUAAAUAAGUUUUGUUGGAUAACGGAAUACUGAAGGGUUUAGUUUAUGUAAAAUAUGCAGGGAUUUAUGAUAUGCAAAAUGAAGUAUGGAAAGGGCAUUGACAUUUUAAGGUUGUUUAAAUUAAUAUUCCAAAUGUAAAACAGAAAAUUUUAUUUUACAUAUAUAUUAUCACACAAGAGAUAUCUCAAUAUUGUCUACUCUGACUGGCAGCAGCUCUCCAGGGUUUCCAGAAGGGGUCUCCCCCAGCCCUACCUGGAGAUGCUGUCUGGGGUUGAACCUUCUGCAUGCUGAGCAGGCCUCAAGGGAUGGAAUAUUGACAUAGGAAAUGGCCUUGUACUGAGAUGGACCUGUGGUCCAUUUUGCUCCAUAUGGUCUACACUGACCGGCAGCUGCUGUCCAUGAUUUCAAGCAGGCUUCUCUUGCAGCCCUGUCUGGGGACUGAUCCUGGGACCUUCUGCUGGCAAGGCACUCUAACCACUGAACCAGCACCCUUCCUAUCUGACCUUAAGGACUCGUCGAGUGGGCAGCUCGGUUCGGGGGCGGCUUGUGGGCCAAUUAAACGACCCCCAUGGGCCGCUUGUGGCCCAUGGGCCUUAGGUUGCCUACCCCUGACUUACAUCAUUGGAGCCUACACAACAUAAAACACUGUUGCUGUAUGUAGGUUUUAUUUUAUUUCUUUUUUAUCUUAUAUUUUGGAAAUGUGCAUCCAGGUUUUUUUCCUUUAAAUUUUUUUGGGGGGCCACCAAGAGAGUGGGGCUUUAAGCUAGAGCUUGUUUAGCUUGUACCAUAAAUCCAGCACUGAAUUGCACAUUGGUUCAAAAUCCAAGCAAACCUCUUUUCUUUAAUUAAUUGAACAAAACUGAUGGACUUGAUCCAAGGAUGCUGCCUUUUCCAAGUCAUGAUUUACACCUCCAGCGCCCACCUUGCCACCCGUCUGGUGAGGGUGCUGGGAGUUGUGUAAGGGCAAACUACAGUUCCCAGAAUCCUUUGCGGGGAGGAGGGGGAGUCAUGUGGCAGAGGUGCUUAGAAAGUCUGCUAUGGGGCCCUAAGCUAUAGCUUGCUUGGCUUAUAUGCAAAUCUGGCACUGCUCUCUUAUCUUCCAUUCCAAAGGAGUUCCCAUAACCCACACUGGAGCCCACGUGAUGGGGCAGGUAGUCAUUUAAUAAGGUAACUGGGUUGACAAUUCUCCAGGUCUUGGGGUGGGAUGCUUUGCUGAGUUGCUUCCUCUGUCAUUGCAGGUGACGCUGGACGACGUCACGGUCUCCUUCUCCCCGGAAGAGUGGGCAGGGCUGCGGGAGUGGCAGCGACGGCUCCACCGUGACGUCAUGCGAGAGAACUACGAGCUGCUCGCCUCCCUGGGUAAGACAGGUGGUUUCCUCGCCAUACUUAACUGGCCGCAGGGAGCAUCACCGUCCGCAAUAGAAGGGGAAUUCAAUUUUGCAUGCAUCUGAACAAGAGACCUGCCCCGAUUCUCGUUCUCAAACCGGUCUGCAAACUGAAAUUCACCUUCCUGAUUCACACGCUUCUGAAUUUUGCGACGCAAAGUUCUCCAGGUGUCUGUUACGCGCGAGAAUGCAUCUAUUUAUGUCAAAUGUCGGCGAAAGUCAUAAACGAGUCGUGCAUUGCGUUACUGGACAUUGCUUGCCAAAAUGUGAGAGUCAGUCAGAAAUGUGUUGGUGGUGGUAAAUUUGCACAACAUUCGAGAUGGCUUUUCAUGAAGAUUUAUAUUUGGAAACAAAAGCAGAUUUCUGCAGAAAUGGUGCUUCUAGUGGUUUCUGUUUUUGUAGGCCACUUUGAGUCAUUGUGAGUAAAAUGACAACAACAACAACAACAAUAAUAAAUUCCUUCCAGUAGCACCUUAGAGACCAACUAAGUUAGUUAUUGGUAUGAGCUUUCAUGUGCAUGCACACUUCGUUGGAUAUUUAUUUAUUUUAUUUUGUUUUGACUACAGCAGACCAACACGGCUACCUACCUGUAAUAAUAAUAAUAAUAAUAAUAAUAAUAAUAAUAAUGGUUAUGAUGUUCUGGGUGACAAAGCCCUUCUUAUCACAGCGCAUAGUUUAGCUGUGGAACUCCCUGCCACGGGAAGUAGUGAUGGCAACCACCUGGAAUGGCUUUAAAAGAGGAAGAGACAAAUUCAUGAAGGAGGCUCUCAAUGGCUGCUAGCUAUGCUGGCCAUUCUCUGCUUUCAUAGCUGCUGGAAACCGCAGGCAGGGAGGCGGCUCCCGCACUCGGAUCCUGCUUGUGGGCUUCUUCCCAUUGGGGCAUCUAGUUGGCCACUGCGAGGAAAGGACACAGAACUAGACGGGCCCCAUUUGACCUGGACCAGCAGGUCCUUCUCCUGUCCUCCCUGUUACCUGUAGAGUUGGGAGAGAACCUUGAUAAGCAAUGGCGGAAAAGCCUCAGCUUGGCACAGUGGUGUAGCGUCCUUUGCUGGUGCCUGGGGCUAAGUGGGGGUGGGCUGCACCGCCUACCUGCUUGCGCAGUGGGGAGCCCGGCUGGCCAACAUGGCCCUGCUUUGAGGGGUACACUCAUGGCGCAACAGGGCAGGGCGCAAAGUGCUGCUGGGCUCGCGGGGCAUCAUAAUUAAUGCGCCCCCCAAAAAACUGCACCGGGGCAACCCUGCCCCUGCUACGUCACUGGAUUGGCAAGACCGCUUUGCAACUCCUCCCUUUUCCUUUUGCAGGCUGCGACCUCCAAGUCAAGGAUGAAGAAGGGGAGUCUGGGGAGGAAGAUGGCCGAGGGCUCUUCUCGGAGAUGGUGCUCCGGCGCUGGAAGCCUGAGGGCGAGACCUCGUGCCCGCAGCAAAACAGCGGCAGCAACGUGGCUGGCGAGCCUGUGAGUGGGGCGGGACUCCUGUCUCAGGGGCCGCCUGGCACCGAAGGAGGAAGGGAUCCCAGAGGGGAAGAACCGUGUCCCCUAACCUGCCCGGACUGCGGGAAGCGCUUCAAGAGCAAAACCGCCAGCUUGACGCACCAGCGCAUCCACACUGGCGAGCGCCCCUUUGGCUGCCCCGAGUGCGGGCGGCGCUUCACCCAGCGGCAGCACCUGGGCACCCACCUGCGGGUGCAUAGCGGGGAGCGCCCCUUCUCCUGCGGCGAGUGCGGCGCCGCCUUCCGGCUGCAGAAGCUGCUGCUGACGCAUCGGCGCAAGGCGCACUCGGGGGAGCCGCCUCUGGCGUGCGCCGACUGCGGGAAACUGUUCAGCCACAAGCACCACCUGAUGACGCACCAGCGGGUGCACACGGGCGAGCGCCCCUUCCCCUGCCCCGAGUGCGGGAAGUGCUUCAGCCAGAAGCACCACCUGCAGACCCACCAGCGGGGGCACUCGGGGGACCGCCCCUUCCCCUGCCCCGAGUGCGGGAAGGCCUUCAAGGACCGGGCGGGGGUUCUGAUGCACCGCAUCGUCCACACGGGCGCCAAGCCCUUCGCGUGCCAGCGCUGCGCCAAGAUCUUCAGCCACAAGCACCACCUGGUGAUCCACCAGCGCGUCCACACGGGCGAGAAGCCCUUCUCCUGCCAGGUGUGCCGCAAGCGCUUCACGCAGAAGCACCACCUGCUCAGCCACGAGCGCAUCCACACAGGCGAGCGCCCCUACGCCUGCCCCACCUGCCCGCGCAGCUUCAAGGACCGCAUCACCCUCAAGCUGCAUGUGCGGCUCCACACGGGUGAGAAGCCCUUCUCCUGUGGGCGAUGCGGAGAGAGCUUCCGCCUGCGCAAGGCCCUGCUCUCCCACCAGAGGGCGCACGACGCACCCGCCCAGCUCAUCUGCACCGAGUGCGGGGAGAGCUUCCCACGCAUGCGCAGCCUGGCUGCCCACAGGAGGAGGGCACACCCAGCAGCAGCGCCCCACGGGGCUGGCGCACAGCCCAGACAGACCGGCUGCUCAUGCCGCCUGGCUGAGUCGCGGGCUGACAAGGAAAGAGCAGCAGGCGCGCCACCCGGACCCUGAGGGCGCAUGGCAGAAAGAGAAGUGCAGUCUGGGCCCUGGCACACAUCCUCCAGCUGCAAAGAUGCCAACGCAGUGAAUCACCUGCCCAGGCCAGGAUCCCUAGGCUGGGUGGACAAGGGAAUGCGAUUGUCGUCUUUCAUGGCAUCGUAGAGUUGGAAGGGCUCCACGGGUCAUCCAUCCCAACCCACUGCAAUACACCUUUCUCAUUGUCCUUUUCGUUUUGGAAAUUUUCAUCAGCAUUCGCCCCCCCCCCCCAUCAAAACCGAGGACCUCCCCUUUCCCGGCUUCCCAUUUCUGCUUUGUUGCAGCGCCGACUGGUUAUUGCAGGAGCAGCCAAAGCCAGGGAGCCGGUGUAGUGUAGUGGUUAGAGUGCUGCUUUUCAAACUUGGUAUUACAACUCCCAUCAUCUGUAGCUAGCAGGAGCAGCAGUCAGGGAUGACGGGAGUUGUAGUCCAACAACCGCUGAGGACCCAAGUUUGAGAAAGGCUGGGCUAGAGUGCCAGAGCUCGUGGCGGCGUUCGCAGCCCCCCUUUCUCCUGAUGACACCCCAUUUUGUCCCCACACCAACGCUGUGAGGCAGGGUGAGAGACAGUGACUGGCCCGAAGGUCCCACCCAGUGAGCUGCGUGGCCGAGUGGGGAUUUGAACCCAGGUCCUUGUCCGACCUUCUUGACCCCUGCACCACCAGACUGCGGUGUGGAGGUUCCCCUCGUGCCCCUUCCCUUCUUGCCAAGCGAGAGCCUUGUAAAAUGGGCCACCUCACCAACCCACCUCGGUUCUAAGAGACAAGGAAUUUGAGCAGCUCUUUCCAGUUCGCUGGAUCGUCAAGUUGGAAGGGAUCCUCGAAGGUCAUUUAGUCCAACCCCCUGCAAUGCAGGAAUCACAGUCAACCGCAGUUCUUCGCUCUGCACCGCUGCCCUGCAAGCUGUGAAUAGGCAACGUAGCACCUUCCCAAAGGUCCCAGAAUCAUAAUGCCGGAAGGGACCCCAAGGGUCAUCCAACCCAACCCCCCAAAAUGCAGGCCUCGCAACUGAAGGAUCCUCAGCAGGUGGAGAGCUGAGCCCUGCUUAGAAACCUUGGCAAGCCAGGAAUAGCCAGUGUGGUCCCUUCUAGCUGCUCCUGGACUCCAGUUCCCAUCAGCCCCAGCAAGUAUGCCCAAUGGCAAGGAUGAUGGGAGGCCACAGCCCAUCAGCUACCCCUCCCAAGCCCAGACCACCCCACCAAAGCGCAAAAUGACUGCAAGUCCAGCUAUGUCCUGUCCAAUGUAAAAGGAAGAACAAGCAAGUGGUAGGUCCUCUGCGUGUGGAAGACGGAGACCUUCUUUGCCUGUCUUCACCCAAAACGAAGCAAUGCCCAACCUGGUGAUAACAGAAUAAAUUAUGUAAGGAGGGAGCUGCAGCCCAGAUAGGAAAAGGGGUAGUAAGGGAACAACUAGCUGCUUUAAAUUAAUUCAGAUCUCAAGUGCCUGAUGAGCUGCACCCAGGGGUGCUAAAGGAGCUUGCAGGUGUAGUCUCAGAGCCUUUGUCUAUUAUCUUUGAGAACAGGUGAGGUCCCUAUAGACUCGAGAUGGGCAAAUAUUGUCCCCAUCUUCAAAAAGGGGGGAAAGGAAAACCCAGGUAAUUACUGACCGGUGAGCUUGACAUUGAUAACAGGGAAGGUCCCAGAACAGAUAAUUCAACCGUCGGUCUGUGAGCAUUUAGAAAAGGAUGCUGUGAUUACUAAGACCCAGCAUGGGUUUCUCCAAAAUAAGUCAUGACAGACCAACCUGAUUUCUUUACAAACUUGGUGGAUCAGGGAAAUGCUGUGGACAGAGUGUAUCUUGAUUUCAGAAAGGCUUUUGACAAAGUCCCCUGUGAUAUUCUCAUGAGGAAGCUGGUAAAAUAUGGGUUGAACGAGGGGACUGUUAGGUGGAUUUGUAGCUGGUUGGCUGACCAAACCCAAAGAGGACACAUUCAUGGUUCCUUGUGUUCCUGGGGAAAAGUGACCAGUGGGGUGCCGCAGGGUUCUGUCCUGGGCAAGUUGUUCUUAAUGUCUUUACAAAUGACUUGGAUGAAGGAAUUGAGGGGAUGUUAAUCAAAUUUGCAGAUUGCACCAAAGUGUAAUCUGAUUCUGCCGCAGGAGACAGUAUCAGAAUUCAAAAUGACCUUAACAGGUUGGAGAACUGGGCACAAACUACAAAAUAAAUUUCAAUAGCGACAAAUGUAAGAUUCUGCAGUUAGGCAGGAAGAACCAGUUGCACAAAUAAAGGAUGGGGGACACCUGGAAAAGGGUCUUGGGGUCUUGGUGGACCCCAAGCUUGACAUGAGUCAGCUUCUUGGAUUUGCUGAAAGCCUGUCCAGCACUUCCUUCCCAGAUUCCUCCUUUUUUCCAAUGCAAAAGGAAGCAAAGCCCAUGGAGCUGUUCCCCUGCCAUUGUCGACCUUAGAUAGGUCCUUACUUUCCGCAACGUUGACCUGUGGUUGGGCUCUGAGCCGCUGCUUCUGACCUUCCCUGAAAAGGGCUCCCCCACCUUGCUAUCACUUGUUAAAACCUCUUCCUCACACACCUGGUUUCCAGGGGGAAUGAGAUGCUCGUUCACUGCCUGCACCCUGAUUUGCAACUGAGACAUUUUCAUAAAAAAGACGAAUCUCUUUUCUUCCUGGGAGAUUUGCUCCUUGGCUUCCAAUCUCCUUCUCAAGAACGCCUGGCACAGAGAUUGCUCUUUUCACAGCCACUGUACAUAUGAACCAGGCACCUUCUGUGUUCAUCCCCUGAGCAACAGUGCUUCCUCUAAAAACGACGCAAGGCCCUAGUCCUCAUGCUUCUGCAUCAAGGGCUAAUUCGAUAGGAACCUGGGAAGCUGCGUCAGGCCGUGGUUGGCCCAGCUUGCUCAGUAUUGCCCACACUGUCCAGCUGGCAAGGGGCCUUCCUAGCCCCACCUGGAAAUGCCACUGGGCACUGCGUGCAGGGCCCACAAGGUGGGCGCUCGGCUUCCACUCCUGCAAGCCCGCAGCAAAUUCCUUUGGCAUCCUCUCUCAGUCCUCCCCUGUGGAAGCUUCCUUGGCGCAUUAAUAAAACACACAGCGAAGCUGCUGGCUGAGUUUAUUGACUUCCAAAGGAACAAAGGAGAAAUCUGUGCUGUGCUGUGUGUGUGUGUGCGCGUGGGAAAUUGGAAAACAGGAGAGAAGAGGCAAUGGGAAACAUGAAAAAACAUCUUGCAUCCUGGGAGGGGAGACGUCCCGUUCCGCCAUGGAAGGGCCUGGUCUUUUCGCCUGCGGGGACAUCAUCAGCGCUUGGAAAAGUCGCCACCUGGGAUGGAGAAGAAGGCAAACCCGAGACGGGUGGUGAGACUUGAAUGCAGGACUUACCUGGGAAGACCAAGAGCAGAGGAGAGCGACUCUUGUGCUCGGAUCCUGCGUGUGGGUUUCCCACUGGGGCACCUGGUUGGCUGCUGCGAGGACAGCGUGCUGGGCUCUGGAGACUCGGUGUGGUUAGAGUGUCAGACCAGGAUGCGGGAGACCCGAGUUCGAAUCCCCCCAGUCACACUGGACCAAUCACACUGCCUUCUCUCAGCCUAUCCUCCCUCGCAGGGCUGUUGUGGGGGUUAAAUGAGGAGGGAGGGAUCAUGUACGCCACUUGGAGGGAAAUAAUGUGGGAUAUUAAUGCCAUGAAAUAAAUAAGGAUAAUGGCUGGGC
This is a messenger RNA of Podarcis lilfordi (Lilford's wall lizard), 8967 nucleotides long. The record is from the annotation of a GenBank genome assembly. Lineage: Eukaryota; Metazoa; Chordata; Lepidosauria; Squamata; Lacertidae.